AUGUCUACGAAGCAAGCAGUCUCUCUGCCACAGGUCACUGUACCGACGUUCCUUAAAGCUGUCACUGGACUGGGCAGUCCACCGGUAUCUCUGGAGGGGUCAGGCGCUGUAUAUCAGGUCAUUGCUUUGUUCCAAGAAGCAGAGGGAUUACUGGAAGCAUGGAAGCACCCGGAUCCGUACCAUGCGCCAACAGCUCCCGGAGGAUCUAAAUUCGAAAGAAACCUUCCGGCUCCGAUUUUAACGCCACCGACCGAAUUUGUGAAGUAG
Drepanopeziza brunnea f. sp. 'multigermtubi' MB_m1 is the source of this 267-nucleotide messenger RNA. The record is from RefSeq and is a predicted model, not a curated record. NCBI's taxonomy places the organism in Eukaryota, Fungi, Ascomycota, Leotiomycetes, Helotiales, Drepanopezizaceae.